UUUUCUUCCUUUAAGGUAUAUACAUUCUUGAUCAGUAUCAUUCGAGCUGGCCAUAUUCGUCCAUCUGUCCCACAAAUCGCGCGAAACUCUUACGCCCACACUUUUGAAAAAUGUUUUAAUAUUCUGUUUGCAAUCCGACUAGCUGAGUAACGCAUAUGUGAUAGUCAAGAAACUUGACUGUAGCGUAAUUCCUUGUUUUCAAACGAUUACUUUCAAAACAAAAAUUAGCCUAAAAAGCUUUGAUAGCAUUAAAUGAACAACUAUAUUUACAAAAGCAAAAUAUCGUAUUAUAAUGUUUACAAAAUAUGUAAGAAAUCCAGAAAUUACUUUAGGGAAGGUGUUAAAUUAUCCUGUGCGACUAGGUUCCUUUCCGGGGUUUCAACCCCUUGGUAAGCAACAGGCGGCAAUUUGCUGGCCAUUUGGCUGCCCCUUAAACGAAAAUCAAUACAACUUGCGGUCUAUUUUCGAACACAGUGUUAAAAAAAACAGUUCAUAGGCGGAUUUCCCAGCACGGAUGCUUUAUUUUCGGCUUCCUGUUUCGGAGAACUGCAUUCUCUCCGUUCAUUGUGAAGCUUUAAAGUUUAUUUUGUGAGGCAGGCUGCAGCAAAAGCUUGCAAUGCUGCAAUGUAAAUAGAGCAGCGCACCUGUGGAGGUCCUUUCCACAUCGUCCUGUUCCACCUCUCACUUGCCAAGCGACUUUCCUUACCCCUUUUUCUCCCAACUUUGAUUUUGAGUACGCCUGUGUGUGUGCGCCGGACUCUCUGGGGCAAGUUGCCUGUUGAAUGCCGGACCCGCUGUCAGUUGGAUUCGCAUCCUGACGCCGUGCAGAAGCAUCCUGCUUCCACCUAGUUCACUCCGCUCGUUUGGUUUUUUUUGUUUGCCUCCGCGCGCCAUGGGCAACCAGUUGAGUGUGAACAGCAUCCAGGAUGCGGUCAUCGAUCGCUUCCGCUCGGUGGCUUUAACCACCGAUGCCAACGGCGCCAUGCGCAUCCGUUCGUUCUCGGAGGGCGUGGUGGCCACCACCCACCAUCAUCAUCAGCAUCAGCAGAAUCAGCAGCAGAGUCCCCAUUGCAGUGGACGCGGCGGACGCAUCCUGCGCGAAAGUAGCAUCGAUGGCGGGGUGGCCAUGUUCGAUGCUCUGCUUCGCGAUGGUCACGAACACCGGCUGAGCUUGGAUGCAGUGCAUCGCAUGCGGCAUGUUCGCACCUCCUGCACCACAAUUCCCGAGGAGGAUGCUGUCAGCGAUCGCAGCCUGCAGAUUCAUCUCUCCACUCUGGCCCGCGAACGUGAGCAGGAACUUGAGCUUGAGCGCCAGCGGGAACGCGAAGUAAGUUGAAAAGUCGAAAAAGUUUCCAAUUGCGGAAAACGGUAGGAAAUUACUGGGAAUUUGUGCUGAAAAGCUUUUGGCGGAACAAGAUUUAAAGUGUGGGAGUGUGCGCAUACUAGAAAGCUUUGAAUCGUUUGGAAUUGGUGUCUUGUUGAUUCGAUUUGUGACUGCAAAUCACGAUGUCGUUAGUUCUAACACAAAUAAAAACAUGCACAAAUUUUUACCGUAUUCCGGGAGCACCUAAUACCCUACUUUGAAUAUAGAAAUCUAAUAAAAUCACAGGAAGUAUGCUAUGUUUAGAGCAAUCUUUGUUAUGCUAUU
Messenger RNA from Drosophila sechellia, 1648 nucleotides. RefSeq lists its product as uncharacterized. NCBI's taxonomy places the organism in Eukaryota, Metazoa, Arthropoda, Insecta, Diptera, Drosophilidae. The transcript has a single exon. The record is from RefSeq and is a predicted model, not a curated record. Bases 893 to 1336 code for a protein of 147 amino acids.